ACAUUCCUUUCUCAAACAAUUCAUCUCCGUCUCCCUCCCCCCCCCCCCCUCUCUCUCUCUCUCUCUCUCUCUCUCCAUCUCCAAGACACAAAUGGAGCUUCUAUCGGCGGCUCUGUUUGGCCUUCUCUUGGCUUCCAUCCUUCCUCUCAUUUUCUUCUUCGCUUUCAAAGAUGGAAUCAACAGCUCCUCCCCUCCCAAUCCCAUCCAUUCUAAAUCUAUCAAUUCCCCCUCCGCCGCCGCCCUACAGAUUCCCCCCCACUCCGAUGACGACCACCCUGACGUCAUCGUCGUCGGCGCUGGUGUCGCCGGCGCCGCUCUUGCUUUUACUCUCGCCAAGGAUGGAAGAAAAGUGCACGUAAUCGAGAGGGACUUGACGGAGCCAGAUCGAAUCGUCGGAGAAUUGCUUCAACCCGGCGGCUAUUUGAAGCUCAUCGAGUUGGGGCUUGAAGACAGUCUGAACGGAAUCGAUGCUCAGCAGGUGUUUGGUUAUGCCCUCUACAAGAAUGGCAGUCACACCAGAUUGGCUUAUCCUUUGGAGAAAUUUGAUUCCAAUGUUUCUGGAAGAAGCUUUCACAAUGGCCGUUUCAUUCAGAGAUUGAGGGAAAAGGCUGCUGCUCUUUCAAAUGUGAGAAUGGAACAAGGGACUGUAACGUCCAUAGUUGAAGAAGAUGGGAUUGUGAAAGGUGUGCAAUAUAAAACCAAGAACGGCAAAGAGUUGACAGCUUAUGCUCCCCUCACAAUUGUUUGUGAUGGUGGCUUUUCGAAUUUGCGUCGCAAGCUCUGCAAACCUCAGAUUGACAUUCCCUCAUGCUUUGUUGGUUUGGUCCUGGAGAACUGCAAGCUUCCCCUUGAAAAUCAUGGACAUGUUGUGCUAGCAGAUCCAUCACCUAUCUUGUUAUACCCGAUUAGCAGCACAGAGGUACGCUGCUUAGUCGAUAUCCCCGGCCAAAAAGUCCCUUCUGUUGCUAAUGGUGAAAUGGCACACUACUUGAAAACUGCUGUAGCUCCUCAGCUACCGCCUGAGGUGUAUCCUGCCUUCAUUGCUGCAAUCGAUAAAGGAAACAUAAAAAGCACAACAAAUAGAAGUAUGCCAGCAGCACCACAAUCCACGCCAGGAGCACUUCUCUUGGGUGAUGCAUUCAACAUGCGACAUCCUUUAACAGGUGGAGGAAUGACGGUUGCUCUCUCUGAUAUCGUUGUGCUACGAGACCUUCUUCGACCCCUUUCUAAUUUAAACGAUGCUGAUGUCUUGUGCAACUAUCUCGAAUCCUUCUACACUUUGCGCAAGCCAGUGGCAUCUACAAUAAACACAUUAGCAGGUGCCUUAUACAAGGUGUUUUGUGCAUCACCAGAUCCAGCCAGGAAGGAAAUGCGCGAAGCUUGUUUCGAUUAUUUGAGUUUAGGAGGCGUGUUUUCAUCAGGACCAGUGGCCCUUCUCUCUGGUCUUAACCCACGCCCAUUAAGCUUGUUCUGUCACUUCUUUGCUGUUGCUAUAUACGGUGUUGGUCGGUUGCUAAUCCCAUUCCCCUCACCUAAGCGUAUAUGGAUUGGAGUUCGGUUGAUUACGGGAGCAGCGGGCAUAAUUUUUCCCAUAAUAAAGGAUGAAGGAGUGAGACAAAUGUUCUUCCCCGCAACAGUGCCUGCAUAUUACAGAACACCUCCUAUGUUGUGAAAGCAAAGGAACAAAGAAAAGAAAAGAAAAGAAAAAAAUGAAAAUCACACAAAAAAUGAAAAAAGAGAAUUUCUGUGAAGAAAACCUUAUUGUAUUUAGUAGUGUAUCUCCCAAAGUCCAAAGAAUUGAAGGAGGAAAGGCUACUUAUAGGAAAAUGAACUUAAAUGUAGAGUUUAUCUCUUGAGCUUUAUUUUAUUAUUAUUAUUAUU
Molecule: messenger RNA, 1881 nt
Organism: Cucumis melo (muskmelon)
Lineage: Eukaryota; Viridiplantae; Streptophyta; Magnoliopsida; Cucurbitales; Cucurbitaceae
Product: squalene monooxygenase SE2-like
Exons: 8
Coding region: 92-1672 (526 amino acids)
Biological process (GO): sterol biosynthetic process
Cellular component (GO): membrane; endoplasmic reticulum
Molecular function (GO): squalene monooxygenase activity; flavin adenine dinucleotide binding
Source: RefSeq, a predicted model, not a curated record